AGCAUCCGGACUCAUUUGGAGUUACUUACUUAUGCAAACAUUUAUGGUUUUGAGUUUGAAAAUCAGAAGAUUUAUCUAUUCGAAAUAAUCUGCCCUUUUCUGAGGGUGCGAAACUUUGAAACGAUCAUAGAUAUCAAUCUACUAAAGCACCUUUUCUGGCUGAUAUAACAGCUCCAAAAUCCUGGAUUAAAAUGGCGGAGAAUGGAGGAAAUAUUACCGAUAUGACUCGUUCUGAUCAAAAUGCAGAUACGGCGAAGACAAUUUCAGACAUUGAGUGCCUUACGGACGCAGCAGAGAUUUUUAACAAUAACGACGAUGAGUUUCUUCGGACAUCAAAAGUCUAUACUGCAGAAUUACCCGAGGAAAAUGUCAAUCUCGAGGUAGAUGGUUUGAAUUCCCGGGAAUCGGUUUCGGAUGCGAACGACAAGACACAAACAGAUACGUUCGGAUCUCCUACAAAUUUCAACAAUUUGACUUCGUAUUUCUACUCGGAAGAACAACGCGUUCAGUCCGACUCGAAGUUGAGAAGGCGAAAAAUGAGCGGGACCGAAACAUCGAGUGAAUAUCCGUCGGCAACUACUGAGGUUCACUCUGAGCCGAGCGGAAUUGGAGCAGGAUUUGACCGAGACAGCUCAAGUGCCGAGCGGGAUCGAAGACGUGAUCAAUUUUUGCAUGAAUCUUGUGCGCCGCCAUCAGUUGAGAAGAUUAUCUUCGACAAUACGGACACUAAUAAGCAGUGGUGUGAUAAUGGUUCGAAACCAGCUCUAAUCGGAGACCACCGGGUCUCGAGACCAGAGCAGAUGCAGGUGGGUUCCAAGAGUGGACCUGGUUGGAAUCAGCACUCCUCGGAUUGUGUAGGUCCUCAGGAGUCGAUGUCUAAAAUUCUGGUGCAAAUUAUGGUGCCUUUCCUAGUAGCUGGAUUGGGAACUGUAGCUGCGGGAGCGUUGCUAGAUAAAGUCCAGUAUUGGCCGGUGUUUCGAUCGGUAACGGAGCUGUUUAUUCUGGUGCCGGCGCUUGCUGGGCUGAAAGGAAAUCUGGAAAUGACGCUGGCAUCGAGGUUGUCAACUGCGGCCAAUCUGGGCAUGAUGGACACUGGUAGUGGACUGUGGGCCAUAGUAGUGGACAACAUGCUGAUCACUCAGCUGCAGUCAACAGUCGUGGGUCUCCUGGCAGCCCUGAUUGCGUAUGCUCUAGCUGCAGUUCAAAGCUGGCAUCUGCUCCAGUUGAGUAACGCAGUGGUGCUCUGCUCCGCCUCAGUUAUCACCUCAAUCCUGGUCAACAUUGUACUAAGCGUGUUGAUGAUUCUGGUCGUGUGUCUGUCGCGCAAGUUGAAUCUAAACCCCGACAACAUCGCAACUCCUGUUGCCGCAAGUCUCGGAGACCUCAUCACGAUCUCCAUUCUUGCCUGCGUCAGCUCCUUCUUCUACGAAACCAUAGACGAUCUGGUCGGAAUCCAAAUAGCUUUUCUUCUCAUCAUAAUUAUGGUCAUCCCAUUUUGGUCAUACGUCUGUAACCAGAACCCCUCUGUUCGUGACGUCAUCAAGCAAAGUUGGACUCCAAUUAUAUCAGCUAUGAUGAUCAGCUCAUUAGGAGGGCUUAUUCUAGACAAAGCACAAAAGGGAUUCAGGACGUUUGCAGCUUUUAGUCCCGUCAUAUGCGGAACAGGUGGAAAUCUAGUCGCGAUUCAGGCUUCAAGAAUAUGCACACACCUGCACGCAAACUCGCCAAGAAAACCAACAAUGAGCUAUCAGACGUUACAAGAAGAAAAUGACGACUUGGUACCAAAAUGUAACGAGAAUUUGGACGAGAAAUUUAAAGAUUCUUGGUGUGCGGUUAACAGUCGGUUUUUAUCGACGUUCAGCUGUGGAUCGAACCCGCAUUCGAAAAGUGCAGUUGUGCUACUUGGUUUGGUCAUUCCCGGCGAUGUUCUAUUUGUACUGCUUCAGACUUCAGCUUCUUCUCUCGACUUGCCUUUGCUGUUCUACCCUGUGUUCUGUUUGGCUUCUUUUAUCCAGGUGUUUGUGCUGCUGAUGUGUGCAGAUUGGCUAGUUCACGUGAUCUGGAAGUUGGGAUACGAUCCAGACAAUUGCAGUAUUCCUUACUUGACCGCCUUCAGUGACUUAUUAGGGACAUCUCUAUUGGUAGUUGGCUAUUUGACUCUGAGCACAAAUUAUGCUAUUUAAAUAUUUCUUUAAUCUUAUGCAGAUUUAAAUAAUUGGACUUAAGUUUUAGUUUUUUGUAGAUUUAAUCAGAGUUUAUAUUUGGUCUCACUUACCUUUUUAAGUCAGUAACAAAGUAAUUAUACU
Molecule: messenger RNA, 2306 nt
Organism: Symsagittifera roscoffensis
Lineage: Eukaryota; Metazoa; Xenacoelomorpha; Acoela; Convolutidae
Product: solute carrier family 41 member 3-like
Exons: 9
Coding region: 192-2183 (663 amino acids)
Biological process (GO): monoatomic cation transport
Cellular component (GO): plasma membrane
Molecular function (GO): monoatomic cation transmembrane transporter activity
Source: RefSeq, a predicted model, not a curated record